CUCUAAUCAUUCUUUUCUUUUGGACUUUUUUAAUAUUUGGUUAACUUUUUUUUCUUUUUUGAUUUUUGGGUUUAGAUGUGGCACAAGAAGAUGAGUUUUGAGGCAGUUUCUGAUGAAGUAUUGGGAACUUUUGUCCCAAUUGUAGUGUAUUGGUUAUACUCUGGAAUGUAUGUUGUCUUGGAUUUGUUAGUAGGUGACAAGUAUCGUUUACACUCAAAGAAAGAUGAGGAUGAAAAGAAUGUCGUGCCCAAAAAAGUUGUGAUAAAAGGAGUUCUUAUGCAACAAUUUCUUCAAGCUAUGGUUGCAAUCACAUGUUAUAUGGUUAUUGGGAAUGAUGGAGAGAAUGUUGUCGCAGAUGAAAAGAGUAGCUCUCUUAUUAUUUUGAUAAGACAAUUUUUUAUUGCUAUGGUUGUUUUGGACACUGUGCAAUACUUCAUGCAUCGGUUUAUGCAUCAAAAUAAAUUCAUGUACAAGCAUAUUCAUUCUCAACACCAUCGACUCGUUGUGACCUAUGCUUACGGAGCUCUAUACAAUCAUCCUUUAGAAGGACUUUUCGUCGACACAUUUAGUGGUGCAAUGGCAUUUUUAGUGUCUGGGAUGUCUCCUCGAGCUUCCAUUUUCUUCUAUACAUUUGCCACUAUCAAGGCUGUGGACGACCAUUGUGGCAUAUGCUUGCCUUGGAAUAUUUUUCAUGUCAUUUUCAAAAAUAACACCGCUUAUCACGAUAUACAUCAUCAAUUUUAUGGCAACAAGUACAACUUUUCUCAACCUUUCUUUGUUAUGUGGGAUAAAUUACUUGGAACUUACAUGCCAUACUCUGUGGAGAAGAGAGUAAAUGGGAGAUUGGAAGCACGACCUGAUAGAAAUUAUAAAUGUAUCAAGUGAAAAUAACGUGCAAUGCACAUUUACUUAGUUUUAUUUUUUUUUAAAUAUAUUAAUUUAUUGUUAUUAUAUUUUUUAUUGGUAUGUAAAUUUA
This is a messenger RNA of Humulus lupulus (European hop), 976 nucleotides long. RefSeq names its product sphinganine C4-monooxygenase 1-like. Gene Ontology annotation, biological process: lipid biosynthetic process. The transcript has 2 exons. Gene Ontology annotation, molecular function: iron ion binding; oxidoreductase activity. Lineage: Eukaryota; Viridiplantae; Streptophyta; Magnoliopsida; Rosales; Cannabaceae. The record is from RefSeq and is a predicted model, not a curated record. The coding region runs from base 76 to 885 and encodes 269 amino acids.